This is a messenger RNA of Schizosaccharomyces osmophilus, 5109 nucleotides long. It is a transcript of the gene dop1, whose product is annotated as Dopey family protein Dop1. The transcript is spliced from 5 exons. The record is from RefSeq and is a predicted model, not a curated record. Gene Ontology annotation, biological process: Golgi to endosome transport. Gene Ontology annotation, cellular component: endosome; trans-Golgi network. The coding region runs from base 1 to 5109 and encodes 1702 amino acids. Lineage: Eukaryota; Fungi; Ascomycota; Schizosaccharomycetes; Schizosaccharomycetales; Schizosaccharomycetaceae.
AUGAAUACUAUGAUUGACACCACAAAUGAUGCGAAAUAUAGGAAGUAUCAGGACGCGAUUCGCAAAUGUAUUGCGCUUUUUCAAACAGUGGAACAAUGGCCUGACUAUAUAUCAUAUUUGACGAAGCUUCAUAAGGUUUUACAAUCGUACUCGUCAUAUAAAACAAUUCCCUGUAAUUUGUUGGUCUCUAGAUCUUUGGCUGAAUGCUUAUCUCCAGGACUUCCAUCUGGCGUACAUAAGAAGGCGUUAGAAGUUUAUGAUUAUGUAUUCACUAUUUUGGAAAAGGAUGUACUUGCGGAGGAACUGGUUGUGUGGACGUAUGGGCUUACCCCAUUCUUUUCUAUAUCAUCAAUAAAAACAAAAAAUGACUAUAUAAAUCUUAUACGGAAACAUUUUGUCUCGCUUGGAGAGUCAAUUCGCCCUUGCUUUCAAGCUGUAUUUAUAUCGCUGCUUUCCGGAUUGGAAGAAGAAAGUGACGAGUAUUCACAAGAAACCCUUUUCUUGAUAGAUGAUCUAAUAAAAGGUUUGAAUGAUGAUAAAUUUGCGUGGGGAAGCAUUUGGUCAACAAUCUUGAGUUUUCCUAGCCAAAGGCCAGGUGCAUUGAUAUAUUUACUUCGAACUUGUAAUGCUCUUCCCAAAGAAGAAAUUCACCCUAAGGUAAUUCAACCAGAUCCGAGCCUUGUCACGCGUGCUCUGGCGGCUGCAAUAAGUGAUAAUGAUGUCCUCGUUCAGAGAGGUUACAUGGACGCAUUGUUGCACCAUUUUCCUAUUCGAUCUCCAUUUUUACAAAGAGUGAAAUCAUUUGAUUUAAAACUUUUACACAUGUCUGUUGUAUCUAUAAUUUUACGAAACGAUCUUUCUUUAAAUCGAAGGUUUUAUGCGUGGCUGAUGGGUUUACCCAAGGAUUCAGAAUUAUCAGGUCCUGAUCCAGCUGAUGAAAUGGACCCAUCCUUGCUUUUGGAGAACAUGUCUGUUUUCAUUGAUGGUAUUCGAGAUCUACUGUCUUUGAAAACUAGUACAAUGUCUAUAUAUAAGGCUUUUCGAAUUCUAUAUACACUCUCUGACCGAAAAUCAAUUUUCUCAGUUAUGGAAAGUCAAAUUCUAUCUUUUGUUUUUCAAGCUUACCACGCUAUCAGUGUUUCUACACAAAAACAGGAUUCCAAGCAUUUGCAUGAUUCCUCAAUCGAUUACGGCCGUCGUCUCAUUAUGCGGUUUAAUGACUUAACUAUUUAUGAAUUUUUAUAUAAGUGUAUAAGAGAUUAUAUUUCUAAUACUGAGAAGUAUUUAUCUUCGCUAGAAAUGUUUCAUUUUAUCUUGCGAAACCAACAAUACUUCUUAAAUGGAAUCGAUGAAAAGUAUUUCUUCUUGUUUUUUUGCUAUAUGAUUUUCUACUUGAAAAAGAACCCUUCUUUGGUAACUCAAAAUCCUUCUUUGGACUUGUUUAUUUCUACUUGCACACUUUUGGUGGAUAAUUUUAGAUGGAGUUCUCUCAAAGACUACAAUAUUGAUUCUUCAUCGGCGGAAUGCCACCCUAAAGUUUUGUAUUCUCUUGAACGUCGCAUACACGAUAUGAAUGACUUUCCUGACGGAAGUUCUUUAUACUCGGAAUCCGUGUCGAGCUUGCUCUAUUUUUUGAAGGGAUUUGCUAACAUAGAGAAAUUCCAUCAAAGUAUUCUUAUAUUCCUUUUGCAGCUUCUGAAAGAAGCAAUCGACCCUAAAAUUGAAUAUGAUUUUUUGGGAAUAACCAUUGAAGGACUGGAUCAAAAGUCCUGGAAUUUUCAAGAAGUAGAAAGUCUCGUGUCAUUUCUUCCUUCCAGGAUGCUUUUAAGCUCUAAUCGUUUAGUACAUUUACUGCUUGAAACUGUCUGGGCUGAGAUAUCCGUAAAUUCGUAUCUACGAGAAGAGUUAUCUUUGGAAAUUAUUUGGAUUCUUCAAGAGAAAUUGCAGAAUAAAAAAAUAGAAUCCUUCUUCUCCGCAUGUGUUGUUAACCAACAAAUGAUAAAUAAAACUUCUGCAGUUUAUCAUAUUCCUUUCUUUGAUACACUUAAGAAAAGUGUUCACCAUACCCUAUUCCAUGAUGUUUUUGAUAGGCCGCUGUUACUAUUACUCAGUGCUUUGUUAGGAGACACUCCCGAAAAAGAUUUAACUGGGUUGAUUAACUGGAUAAGUUCCUCUACUGCACUUCAAUUACGAGUUUUAGAGCUCAUAACUGAAAACCUGUUGCUCCAAUCCCCGAAUCUAUCUGAUUUUCGUUGUUUAGGAAAUGACACAACAAAAUACAAUAUAAUGGAAACACAAAGAAAUAGUCAAGCAUCAAGAUGCAUCUAUUUCUUUCGAAUGAGUUAUCAAUUAAUCUUGUAUUCAGAUUUAUUCAUUAAUCAAGAAGACUUAUUGGGGAGCCUAGAAGAAGUUGAGAAAAUAUGUCUUAUAAGUUGGGCUGACGCCUUAUCGGUGAAAAAACAAUCUUUUAAUUAUACAACUUUCCUUGCUAUCCUUAUGAAAUCAUUGCUAGGUAUCUUCAACGAGGAUCAUACAGUAACGGAGAAAGAGGAUGUUUAUAAACUAUAUUCCUGGGCAUUUAAAUUAUUUCGAGAGAUCGUCAAAGUUUGGACUAGACCUUUGGAUUGUGAACAGCAAGUAGUUAAUAGCCUUCUUGCCCUCGUAAAGAUUGUAGAACCAGAUACCGGUUCUAGCUACAAAGACUUCCUUUUAAACUUAUUGAGUUUAUUGGAGUUCCUUCAACCGAGAAUUAAAUUGUCUAAUAUUAAUACAGCAGAGAACCGUGAGUUUAUUCGAAAUUUUAUUAUGGCUGGCUUAUCUAACAACGAUCCCCCAAUUUGUUCAAGGUGGCUUAAAGUAAUUUAUGGGUUUUUACCAAACAUGUUAGAAGAUAUUCCCCUAUUAGUUAUACCUCCCAUUCAGUUUUUGUCUUCUUUUAUUGAUGACUUUCUCAAACAACACGAUGCUGUGUAUAGAGAUUUUCCGAAUUCGUUACCUGAUCGCACAUACAUGGAUGUGUUUAUACUUAAGUUAGAGACGUUAAGUGAUAUGAUCGCGCGCGUUAUUAAAGAGUUCCCAUACAUGCCAAACCCCAAAAGGUCAGUGGAAACUAGUGGCCUCAUCGGAAAUGUAAUUUCUGGUGUGUUUUCUAAUGAUACUUCAACGUCUUCCGUUGAUAUAAGUAAGCGUCUUUCUAUGUUGCUCGUUUUACAGGAUGCCGUCCGCACCUUAUUUGCUUGUUAUUCUUGGGAUUUGAAGUGCGGGUAUUAUGAGAAGGGCUCUAAAGUGUUCUUAAAUGACACGGCCUCACUUAAAGAAGCUGCAGCUAAAGGUAUUUUACGACUUUAUGAGCAUGAACCCAUGGAGUGUAUUGAGACACUUGUUUACAUCUACAUAAACCAUGAUACCUCGUAUUCCCGAUAUGUAUGGGAGUUGUUUUCGUAUUUUAACGACGGAUACCCAGAACGCAUUAUUAAGCACCUGACAUCUUCUUUCUUUGCAAGGGAGACAAUUUCCACAUAUAAUGGCCCUUCUAGUUUGACCAUCAAAGUUUCGCAGAUGAAUAUUUUAGAUUGCAUCUGUUCAUAUGUUGCUCAAUUUAAAGAAAACGAAGUACCUGGUGUCUUUCCUGAGAUUGCUAGAUUUUUGCGAGAAAUCAUCAUUUCUUCUAAUUCUUUCAAAAAUUAUUUGCUUGCUUCACUUCGGAUUUUAUUUCUGAUUUCAAAGCACAUUAAUAAUAACUCGGAUUCACGCCAACAGAAAGAGUUCUCUGAUCUUUGGAAUCGGUGCCUAACGGCUACUCUGUUCAACGUUGGUAAAACACCUGAAAGUCAAGUAAUUGCUGACUUUUUUGCUUACAGGGAAUUGCGACAGAACGUGACAAGCCAUACUGAAAAUAAGGGAUCUCUAGAGCCAAUGUAUUUGUUUUCAAGAUAUUUGGAGCCAGCGCUUCUUGAAUUCUUUUGUACAGAACUAAUUCCCAAUAUAUCAGAUCUAGCCAAAGACGAAGAAAAAUUAAUUGGAUGGUCAAUCAUGAUUGUAAACGGUUUUAUCUCACCAAUUGUCAAAGCAAGAACAUUUCCUGAAGCAUUUACCGAAAUGCACUUGGAUUUGUUGGUUGCCUUUAGUCGAUACACUUCUCUUUGCAAAUCAUGGAAGAAAGAGUUUUGGGAUAUAUUCAACGAUAAUAAUCUAUUCCGGUUUAAUACAAGUCAACUUCGAAAGCUAGCUCCGGUGAUUCAGGUUGCGUUAUACCAAGAUUUGUCUCGUUUAGGUGAUUUAAUCACCAAAUCCGACCUUGGUAUGACUGCACUGUUCACGUCGCGAGAUGCACAAUUGGGCGUUCGUCAAGGCAAUUUAUGUCGAAUCACAAUAUUCAUAUUAUCUUGCCAUAAGGACUUCUUUUUGCCGAGUCUUCCACCUAUUAUUGAUUUAAUUAAACGACUUUUAGGCUCUGAUCCCGAGGGUGUUUUGAAGAAGGAACUUUUCUUGAUGAUUCGUGCUCUUGCACUGAGAACGACAUCAAGUCAUUUAUUAAGUCUUUGGCCGGUUGUAGUUAGCGAAGUCCAAAUAAUUUUCCAAAAGUACUGUAUGGCCGAUGCUACUGUUUCCAAAGAAACAUUAAUGGAUGCCUGCAAGCUCUUGGAUUUUUUAACAGCGUUAAAACCAGAGGAGUUUUCUUUGCAUGAGUGGGUUCUAAUGAUGAGUCCGUUAGAUGCAGUUUAUUGGAGUACGAAGACAUUUCCAAAACCUUUGGUACAUUUAGUAGCGGAGCGUUUGAAAGAUACUUCGUCUGAAAUGUUUGAUAGGAACAGUAUUGAAAGCUCAGAAUAUUCUUCUUCAGCAACAUCAAAGGCUCCCUCUUCACAUAUAACUUCAAGGACUCCUUCUCUCUCCGCAUUCCCCACAGACGGACAACUACGACAAUUUUUGAAUGCAAUACCAAUAGAUGUAUACGAGGAGAGUUAUUCUUUAAGUGUGGUAGAUCCUUACUGGUUUGAAGAAUCAAUUUACAAAGAAUUGCUCCAAAGGUUUUCUGUUCCAUUAAAUACUUCUACUUCGUAUCCUAUGUCUAGGUCUUCUUUGGCACCUACUACGGAGUUUACAUAG